AUGAAAGCAUUAUGGGAUGAGUUGAACUCACUCACGGUGGUGAAACCCUGCACUUGUGGACAUAGAAAGGGAAUUGCAACUCAACAACAAGACCGUGCGAUGGAAUUUCUCCAGGGGCUUCAUGAUCGAUAUUCGGCUCUCCGCAGCCAAGUCUUGCUGAUGGAUCCAUUCCCAGACGCCACAAAAAUCUAUGCUUUAGUUCGAAAAGAAGAAAAACAGCAAGAAAUCCACUCUUUGUCCCCCUCUGUCAAUGCACCAGAAGCUACUGCACUUUCUGUCAACCAAGCGCCCAUUAAUACUGUUGAUAUUUCUCCCAAAAAUCAGGCCAAUGCAAGUGCACACUCAUCCAACUGGUCGAACAACAGCCAACGAAAUAAUGUAAGGGACAAUCGUCGCAAUGGAAAAUCAAAUUUGCACAAUCACGGAACCAUCCUCGAAACCAGGAAUUUUUCAAGGCCAUCUCCUUCAAGACCUCACCAAUCUGAUGAACAGGCACUGGUCUCUCCGCCACUCUUCACACAGGAGCAAUACCACGAAAUUCUUGCCAUGCUUUCUUCAGGUAGCAUUAAUCCCCAAGCAAACUCAGCAGGUAUAGCACUCGCCGCAUUAAACUCUGCUUGGAUUAUUGACACUGGAGCCUCCAAUCACAUGCGCUCCUCUUUGGCAUCUUUCUCAUCAUAUUCACUUUGCUCCACUCAUGUUCAAUUACCCGAUGGUUCACAUGCACAAGUCACCCAUAUUGGAACUGACCUGUCUGAGAAGAAGAUGAUUGGACUGGGUAGUGCACAUGGCGGCUUCUACUAUCUUCAGACCCCUUCUGCACAUCUCAUCAUCGGUACACCCUGUUGGGAAACGUGCUAG
Messenger RNA from Cornus florida, 861 nucleotides. RefSeq lists its product as uncharacterized. Bases 1 to 861 code for a protein of 286 amino acids. The record is from RefSeq and is a predicted model, not a curated record. Lineage: Eukaryota; Viridiplantae; Streptophyta; Magnoliopsida; Cornales; Cornaceae. The transcript is spliced from 3 exons.